Molecule: messenger RNA, 2358 nt
Organism: Jaculus jaculus (lesser Egyptian jerboa)
Lineage: Eukaryota; Metazoa; Chordata; Mammalia; Rodentia; Dipodidae
Gene: Smpd1
Product: sphingomyelin phosphodiesterase 1
Exons: 6
Coding region: 140-2017 (625 amino acids)
Biological process (GO): sphingomyelin catabolic process; ceramide biosynthetic process
Cellular component (GO): lysosome
Molecular function (GO): acid sphingomyelin phosphodiesterase activity
Source: RefSeq, a predicted model, not a curated record
GCUGCUGAGCCAUCAGCCGACCGCAGCCGUGGGGGGGAGAUCGGGUGUCCUCAGCGCCACUCGUGGGCCCUGAGGGCCAGCCAGGGCCUCGGCUGCAGAGGCUGGAAGGGAGAGCCUGUCCCGUCUGCGAAGCCCGGCAAUGACCCACCACGGUGUGACGUCUGGCCAGGGCCACCCGAGGUCCGGCCGGGAGCCCAGAGCGCAGAGAUCCCGGCGGGACCCCAGUCUGGGACUCCUGCGGACCGUAGCGGGCCUGACGCUGGUGCUGGCCCUCUCGGACUCCGUGGCUCUCUGUGCGCCCAUUGGAGCUCACCUGCUUCCUGCCCAAGGUUAUCCUGCCAAGUUCAAUGGCAUCAUGCCCCAGCUCCAGAAUGGGUGGUGGAACCUCACCUGCCCAGCCUGCAAAGUCAUAUUCUCUGUCAUCAACUACGGGCUAAAGAAGGAGCCCAAUGUGGCACGACUGGGCUCCGUGGUCAUCAAGCUGUGCAAGGUGCUGAACAUAGCACCACCCAACGUGUGCCAGUCAGCCGUCCGGCUCUUUGAGGAUGACAUGGUGGAGGUGUGGAGACAUUCCGUGCUGAACCCAUCUGAAGCGUGUGGCUUGCUCCUGGGGUCUACCUGUGGGCACUGGGACAUCUUUUCAUCUUGGAACAUCUCUUUGCCAGCCGUACCAAAGCCAACCCCAAAGCCACCAAACCCACCAGCCCCAGGUGCCCCUGUCAGCCGUGUCCUCUUCCUGACUGACCUCCACUGGGAUCAUGACUACAUGGAGGGGACAAACCCUAACUGUGUGGAUCCGCUGUGUUGCCGAAGGGGCUCUGGCCAGCCACCCAGCUCUCAGCCCGGCGCCGGGUACUGGGGGGAGUAUAGCAAGUGUGACCUCCCGCUACGGACAAUAGAGAGCCUACUGAGUGGACUGGGCCCGGCCGGCCCUUUCGAGAUGGUAUACUGGACAGGAGACAUCCCUGCCCAUGACGUCUGGCAACAGUCUCGUAAGGACCAGCUGCGGGCCCUGACCACCGUCACAGACCUCAUCAAGAAGUUCUUGGGGCCCAUACCAGUGUACCCUGCUGUGGGCAACCACGAGAGCACACCCGUCAAUAGCUUCCCUCCCCCCUUCAUAAAGGGCAACUACUCCUCAAGCUGGCUCUAUGAGGCCAUGGCCGACGCAUGGGAGCCCUGGCUACCUGAGGAAGCCCUUCACACCCUCAGAACUGGGGGGUUCUAUGCCCUUUCCCCACGUCCUGGCCUCCGCCUCAUCUCUCUCAAUAUGAACUUUUGUUCCCGCGAGAACUUCUGGCUCUUGAUCAACUCCACAGAUCCUGCUGGACAGCUCCAGUGGCUGGUGGGGGAGCUUCAGGCCGCUGAGGACAGAGGAGACAAAGUGCAUAUAAUUGGCCACAUUCCCCCAGGGCACUGCCUGAAAAGCUGGAGCUGGAAUUAUUACCGAAUUGUAGCCAGGUAUGAGAACAUCCUGGCUGGUCAGUUUUUCGGCCACACUCACGUGGAUGAGUUCGAGGUCUUCUACGACGAGGAGACUCUAAGCCGUCCAGUGGCUGUGGCUUUCCUGGCACCCAGUGCCACCACCUAUAUCAACCUUAACCCUGGGUACCGCGUCUACCACGUAGAUGGAAACUACUCCGGGAGCACCCAUGUGGUCCUGGACCACGAGACCUACAUCUUGAACCUGACCCAGGCCAAUGCGCCAGGAGCCGCACCACGGUGGCAACGCCUCUACGGGGCUCGAGAGACCUACCAGCUGCCAGACGCGCUGCCUGCCUCCUGGCACAACCUGGUGUACCGCAUGCGCGAUGACGAGCGACUCUUCCAGACCUUCUGGUUUCUCUACCACAAAGGCCACCCGCCCUCGGAGGCCUGCGGCUCGCCCUGCCGCCUGGCCACCCUGUGCGCGCAGCUGUCGGCCCGCGCCAACAGCCCGGCGCUGUGUCGCCACCUAGUGCCCAACGAGCGCGUCCCGGCGGCGCUGCCCUCGUGGUCAAGGCCUCCUUUCUGCUAGCGCCCCGGGGAUGCCUAGAGCCCGGGGGGAAAGUGCUGCAUUAGGAAAGGAUCAAAUACCUGAGUGCUGCUGAGUCAACCCGGCCAGAACUUGGGGAGAAGAGCCUGAGUUAGGCUGGGUGACAGGCCCUUCUCUGGAGCCGGUUUGGCUGGAUUGAGCAGCUUUGGCCGCCCCACCAGUGCCUCGCAUCUGGAUUCCCCAGGGACUGUGGGCCUUAAAAACCCAGACAGCUAGCUAGACAGGAGCUGUCGCCCUAGGCGGGCACUGUUCAGCUAGCUAGCAUUCUGUACUGCUGCUACUGGAUCCUGCCGUGGUGAUAAAAUAAAGGCUUGGACUCCAGA